Molecule: messenger RNA, 777 nt
Organism: Nicotiana attenuata
Lineage: Eukaryota; Viridiplantae; Streptophyta; Magnoliopsida; Solanales; Solanaceae
Product: UPF0678 fatty acid-binding protein-like protein At1g79260
Exons: 4
Coding region: 64-567 (167 amino acids)
Source: RefSeq, a predicted model, not a curated record
AGUAUGGGGGAAUUCAACAGUUCUGUCUUUUAGCUGAAAAGAAGAAGAAAAGGAAAAAAAAUUAUGGUGGAUGAGGGAACUGUGUCAAAUCAAUCGGAAACGUUGCCGGUGCAUCCGGCAGUAAAACCUAUAUCAUUUCUGCUUGGGAUUUGGAGAGGUGAAGGAGAGGGAUUUUUCCCAACUAUUUCCUCCUUCAAUUAUUCCGAAGAGCUCCAAUUUUCACACUCUCCCAACAAGCCUGUGAUAGCUUAUUCUCAAAAGACAUGGAACUUGAAAUCUGGACAACCUAUGCAUUCUGAGAGUGGAUAUUGGAGACCUAAACUCGACGGAACUAUUGAAGUCGUCAUUGCUCAGAGCACUGGUCUUGUUGAAGUCCAGAAAGGAACAUAUGACAUGGAAGAGGGAGUUGUGAAGCUUAGCAGCGAACUGGUUGGCAAUGCUUCCAAGGUCAAGGAGAUUACUCGAGUUUUUAAAGUGGAGAAUUGUAAACUAUCGUAUGUCGUGGAAAUGGCUACAAGUCUAAUUGGUCUUCAGCCCCAUCUCAGAGCCUCUCUUAAGAAGCUCUAGGCAGGCAGCUCAUGACAAGAGAUAGCAGUAUCUAUACUAUAACCCUGAUGCUUUUGUUCACUGGUCUUUGUGUUUAUUGACAUUUUAUUGUUUGAUAACCGUAUUGACAUUUUAUCUUGUCCUGCCACAAGUAUGGUAUCGAAUGUUAAUUUCAAGAUAAAGCUCUAUUCCAUCUGUAAUAAUACAGGCCUUCUGUUGUCUUUUUUUCAA